GCCCAGCAGGCGGUGGCGUGCGUUACCCGGCGUGCCCCGCGGCAGAUUGUACACAAUCAUCAUGGCCGCCGCCGCCUCCGCCGCCGCCGAUGGUGCCGAGGAGCCGGGCAUGGAGGCGGAGGCGCAGGAGCUGCCGCUGGGCUGCGGCGGAGAGGGCGGCUCGCCGGCGGCGGGGAGGUCUCCGGAGGGCGAGGAGCGCCGGGAUCCCCCACAGGCGUCUGUCAGCAACGGCGGCGACGCGGAGGGCGGGAAGGAGCUAGUGGAGCUGAAGGUUAUCUGGAACAAGAACAAGUACGACGUGAAGUUUUGCCUGGACAGCACGGGGGCCGAGCUGAAGCAGAAGAUCCACUCGCUCACAGGCCUUCCACCUGCUAUGCAGAAAGUUAUGUUCAAGGGACUUCUACCAGAGGAGAAAACGUUGCGGGAAAUCAAAGUAACAAACGGAGCUAAAAUAAUGGUUGUUGGCUCUACUAUCAAUGAUGUUUUAGCGGUAAAUACGCCCAAAGAAGCCGCUCAACAGGAGGUCAAAGCUGAAGAAAAUAAAAAGGAACCACUUUGCAGACAAAAGCAACACAGGAAAGUAUUGGAUAAAGGAAAACCUGAUGAUGUGAUGCCUUCUGUUAAAGGUGUUCAGGAGCGUCUGCCAACAGUGCCAUUAUCUGGCAUGUACAACAAGUCAGGGGGGAAAGUAAGAUUGACCUUUAAACUUGAGCAAGACCAACUAUGGAUUGGUACAAAAGAGAGAACAGAAAAGUUACCCAUGGGGUCCAUUAAAAAUGUGGUGAGUGAACCUAUUGAAGGACACGAGGAUUAUCACAUGAUGGCAUUUCAGCUGGGCCCAACAGAAGCAUCUUACUACUGGGUCUAUUGGGUACCAACUCAAUAUGUUGAUGCAAUCAAAGACACGGUGCUGGGAAAGUGGCAGUAUUUUUGAAAGCACGCUCACCUCUGGCACAGGAAAAUGACACAAAGCUAAGGACACUGCUGGGAGAGGCCUCCAACGUCCCUGGAUGUGAUAGUCCUGGAACUUAUUAAUAAAAUAUGAUAAACGAGGCAUUGAUGGAAGCCAGAGGUGAUGUUCUUUCACCAUUAGUUUACUUUUAACUUAAAAAUUUCACCAUCCCUUUUCUGCAGUCAGCUUCAACCAUAUUUAAAGCAAAUACAAUGGAAAUCAAUAAAUCUUAAUUCACAAAAUAUUGUGUGUAAUACACUUAAAUCUGCUGAGAGUUGAUCUUCCAAUUUAGUUUUAAAAAGAAAAUAUUACAAUGUAUUAUUGAGGAUUUUUUACAUGGUUUGAACAAAAACGAAUAUUUUCAUAAUCUUUCAGUUAUAAGCGUUAGACUUAAUUUAGUUACUUGGUUGUGACUGAGAAUUUCAGAAACAGUUUUUUAAAAAUAAACUUUAAACAGUAUGCAAAAUUGAUGUUUAGUAAGCCAUAUUCUGCUGGCCCUUUUAUUUCAGGUUUGAAUCUUUGGUAGCAAAACUCUAUUUUUUUUUUUUUUCGUUUAUUUUAUUUUUAACCCAAAGAUGCCCUGCUUUGUUGUUUUGGUUUUUUCCUCUCUUUUUUUUUUUUUUUUUUUUUUCUCCCCCCCAAUACUAGAAGCUGUGGGUUGGCACUCUGUGUAGCAUGUUUGGAGCAGACGAAUACCACUGUGGAUGUUUUGUAAUCGCAAGGACCCAGUGCUGCUUACUGUCCCCUUUCAUGCCACUUGUUCCCCUCCCAGCUGCAUACCUCUCUGCUCCUGUUCUGCCUCCUGCCCCGGAGGUGCUACAUUUUUCGGAGCAUUUCGUUCAUCGUGCAUGUCGCAGUCCAGGAUCAUUUUGCAGCUGUUGCGAUGACACUUCUCUGUUUGACUGAAAAAAGAAAACUGUAGAAUGCGCUGCAGAAUGCUGCCUGGCGUGAGCGGGGUGAAGCAGCGACACAGAUCUCACAAAGGGAGUGAACCAAAGAGACCUUCCUGCUUUGUUUGGGGCUGGGGGGAGCAGGGAAGAGAGAAGCUCGGAUGCCGCUUCGGAUCCUAAAUAACUGCAGUAGUCUUGUGACCUGGAUUGGAAAAUUUAGAGUUCUCUAAUUCAGUGAAUCUUAACCAAAUUUAGGAUGUCUAUCCAGCAACUGAUCUUUUUAAAUUUAAAUCACCUUUCAGCUUUUCUCUUGCUCAAGUUUACAGGAAGUUCUUGCAUCUCGUCCUGUCUGAAAUAAUGCUUCUCGCCUUUGGUUUGUGACAUUCUGCGUGUCAUCUCAGCAGUUCACGUGUCAUUUAUCUCAGGUUUUUCUGAAUGGACCUUUCAGUCCUGAAAAGGUGCACACCCUUAACAGAUUGUAUUGUGCAGUCAGACUGAAUCAGUCUUGCUGGGUGUUAAACCUGCAUCUAACAGAUCGCUGUUCUUUUUUUAACACUGUAGGCUUGAUAUUGCUCAAUGCAAGUAGCUCGACGUUUUGUGAAACUCACGGAGAAACAGCCUUGUAGGAAUAGCUGAUCUUAAUAUAUUCCAUAUCCAUUUUUCACUCUCCUUGAAACAGCCCAGUUGAAACUCGGCAGGUGCAGGUUCCCAAAUGAGUAUUUAUUUUAUUUUUAUUUUAUUUUAGAGACUGGGAAAAGUGUUCACUUUAUGGUAUGUGUUAAGAUUACGUAUUUACCUGUAGACUCUUGAUAGCAACAUAAGCAGCUUUUUGUUUUCUAUUUUCUGUUAGAAAAUUCAUGCAAUAUGAAUUUUAAAGGUGUUUCAUAUCCUACCUAUAAUCUAGUGAUGUGCUUGUUACUCUUGUAGCUUGAGAUACUUCCUUUCUGUAUACAAGUCACCAGCAGUGUGUCUUGACAUAAAUGCAUUGAGAGAGGAGUGCUCCCUGGAACAGCCCCCUUCCGACGCUCAGAGCAAGCGAGUGCAGGUAGUGGAGUUGGCGUGAGUUAAUUGGAGAUGACAUUACAACUGAAACGCGGCUAUCACACUUCUUAUUUCCGACUUGCCAAUCCUGGUGUGGAGGCUUAAUGUUAAAAUUCAGGAUUUGGUGGACAGUCUACGGACUAGCGUGUAAUGAAAAUGGGUGACGUUAGCUUUUUCUGUCACUUGGGGUCACCUUUGCGCUCGCUGUCGUCUUGGUUCUGUGAUUAUCAGCUCCAACUUGCUACUUGACUUGCUUGGACCUGUCUGUGCAACCACUCAUGUUCCAUUUUCCUUUCCCGUUCUUUCGUUUGCUUGCUCCUUGAGAGGACUUGUAUCUUAGUUCCAGCCCCUCUCCAGAGUUCCUGUGGCUUCUGUGCUGGAGGCGGUGACCUGGGUGAGUACGCUCUGCUGCUAGAGCUGAGGGAGGGCAGAUACCCCAUCUGCCGCUGCCGAGGCAAGAAGGGCACUUGGGGCACCGAGUCCAGGGCAGUAUUUAACAUUCCUGUCUGCUCCUUUCCCGAGGGCACGAUUACUCUGCAUCCUGUGCCAGGUACAAUCAAUCAUCUCGAAACUGCGUAGGAAAAACGUUGGUUAGAAAGCAGUCUUAAACAUGGAGAAGAAAAUAGCAUAAACUAAGAAAAUGUGAUCCUACUUAGGUGCUUCUUUUCAAGUUGGAUUUGAUUUGAAAAAUGAAUUUAUUUUUUUUUUUUUUGUUCUGCGUGCAAAGUUUGAAUUAAAAUACAGGAAAGUGAUACUUACAUAAAAUGCUUUGAUUGAUGUUUGUUGGCUUAAUAUAGUAGAUGUCUUAGGAGUUCUUUGAAGUGAAUAUUCCAAUUGAACUUAGCAACACUGCAUUUAAGAUCCGUUCUCUUUUGGAAUGAUGUGGAGCUUUAUCUUCUGGCAUAUACCAAUUUUCCAAGGCAAUUAUUGACAUUAACUAAUGAUCAUCAACAUCUAAGGAAACACCAUCUCUCUAGUUCGAUAGUGUCACAGCUUGCCUAACUGGAGAGCCAUUUGCUAGCCUCUCUCUUGACUUUGGAUUUUACUGUCUGAUACCUGUGAUUGUCUCCAGGGCAGAUUCAGCGUAACGGUUCUGUGGAGGAAUUUGGCAAUUUAGUCCUCAGUAAGACACAAGUGUUGUGAGUAAAGUGCAAAUAUAAUCAGUAUUUUUGGGUUGGCUGACAAAGAUUUUUUGGGGGGGAUCCAACAUGUAAUCUUCCAUAGGAAGUUUUUCGUAAUAUCUGGUGAUUCUUGUGCAAAAGUUUAUUUCGGUUAAAUUACAAUUCAACGAUCUCCUUUCAACAGAGAUCGGUUCCCUAUUGUAUGUGUGUGUAAUUCCCCGUGAACGUUUUGGGGGUCUGAAGUUGCAUGAAGUGCUUUGCUGGAUUUACUAAUUGGGGAUUAAAGCGUCCGUAAGGCAAACGUGAGAUUCCACAGAACAAAGCCGGUGUUUCCCACACCGCCUGGGCAGAGUCCCCCUCCUCGCUGCCGUCCUGUCGGGGGGGCAGUCCUGCUGCACUCCUAGCUCUCCGUACCCCGCUCACUGGCAUCGAGCCUUGCAACUCAGCUAUAUGCCGUUCCUUUCCCUUCUCCAUGCCCAGCACUGUGGGUUUCUUCUUCUCUCCUUGUCCUGAGCUGAGUAUUCCUUCCUUCUCUGUUUGUGCAUCCCAAGCAUAAACAGGUCCUGGAUCGGUAUUGCAUUAGGAAUGCAAAGGUUUAUCACUAAACCUUGCCUGGGUUUGAACGGAGAUUGUAUCUUGCAUGAAAAUCUUGUAUUACUCACAUGUUUUUCAUAUCAACUUUAAAGUAAAUCAUUAAUUCCGUUAAUGACACUGUUUCAUGAGAAAUGUGUAACUAAAAUAAGGAUGUUAUAAUGAUGAAAGAGGAAAAAGUGAUCUGAAUUCAAAGAACUAGGUAAGAAACUGUUAACAUGCAAUACUUUAUAACUGGUAACACGCGCACACAACCUGCUAAAUUUUGUACUUGAUGCAGUUCGUAUCUGUUGCUUCUUCAUACUUUUAAGGGCCAAAGAGAAACAAUUCACUUGCAGUGACACUGUCAAGGUGCCAUAUCGUGGUGGUGUGUUCCGUGCUCUCCCUUUCCCGGCCGCGGUGUUCCCUUACAACCGCAGGCGAUGCAGCCGUGCGGGCACGGGCACAGCAUGGGCACGGGCACAGCGCACUCCCGGCUCCCGCUGCUCCCUCUGCCAACUCAGUGGAGCAAGGUUUGUUUCCAAACUUUCCUUCUUUUGUUUACUUUUUUUUUUUCUUCCUCUGUAACUUGAUUUCUUUUUUUUUUUUUUCCAAUGGAGCUGUUUUCAUCUUUUUGUACUCCAGCCUUUUGCCACCUGUUAGGAUUAGAUUGUUAGCAUCUUGUUUUGUUAAUUAAUGUCCUCAUCACUGGGGGGUGGGAGGAGGGGGACCAGGAGAACUGUAGCGAGUCUUGUGUGAAACAUACAGCCAUUUUACCUUCUAGCCAAGGAUUCACUUUCUGUGGCUCAUGGAAGUUCACUAUGUCUUAUCCAUAUUCAUUCAUUCUUCGGUUUUCUAUUAAAAAAAAAAAGUCUUAGAUGUUUUUGUCCACUGCAGAUUUAUUUUAAAUGGAAUAUGUAAGUACCAUGUAUUAUGGUAUUUUUAAAUAAUCUAUUGCCUAUUUCAGGGGAGGGGGAGAUGACAAAUAUUUAGUCUUAGAUUUGCACUGCUGGAUUUUUUAAGUGUAACCUUGACUGGUUAUCCUAUUGUUUUAUUCUGUAAGAUUAGUCAUAUGA
Messenger RNA from Chroicocephalus ridibundus (black-headed gull), 5650 nucleotides. RefSeq names its product ubiquitin family domain containing 1 (gene UBFD1). The transcript has 7 exons. NCBI's taxonomy places the organism in Eukaryota, Metazoa, Chordata, Aves, Charadriiformes, Laridae. The record is from RefSeq and is a predicted model, not a curated record. Bases 62 to 934 code for a protein of 290 amino acids. Gene Ontology annotation, molecular function: cadherin binding; RNA binding.